Asparagus officinalis (garden asparagus) is the source of this 3430-nucleotide messenger RNA. Its product is annotated as formin-like protein 8. Gene Ontology annotation, molecular function: actin filament binding. The transcript has 2 exons. Lineage: Eukaryota; Viridiplantae; Streptophyta; Magnoliopsida; Asparagales; Asparagaceae. The record is from RefSeq and is a predicted model, not a curated record. Bases 524 to 2863 code for a protein of 779 amino acids. Gene Ontology annotation, biological process: actin cytoskeleton organization; actin nucleation.
ACCUAGCAGGUUUGAAAGAGGGAAGACAUUUAAGCUUCAAACUUUGAAUCAAGCUAAUAGAUUUGAGCCGUAGUAGGUCCAUAACACAUUAGAACAAAUAUUGACAAAGUUCAAAAAGGAAUGGGGUCCCUGAUCAUUGGAGCCAACCGUUGAAAACUAUGCCAGAAUGGUUGACCUAAGUAAGCUCCAAAAAUGGCCGACCUAUACCAGAUCACCUUCAACUGUCAUUUACCAAAAUACCCUUGUCCAGUUCGAGAGACAAGGAAGAAACAAGUCGGCGAUAAAUUCAUUUUCUUUUGGAGACGAGCAAACCCACCGCAGCUGAUGGGCUCAAGUCACAGGCUCCCUCCCUCUUAUAACCACUCCUGCUCUUGAAUCAUUCAGCCAAUGGGAACAAGUGUAAUGGAACGACUCACCCUCUCCUCUCCUUCACCUAAAGCAACAAAAACAAUAACAAUAACAAUUAACACCCCCUAAAAUCUUCAUCCUCCCUCCCUCUCCCUCUCUCUCUCUCUCUAGAUCCAUGGAUUCAAUUCUUCAUCUGUGUCUUAUUUCUCUUCUUCCACUUGUAUCAUCAUCAUCAUCAUCAUCAUCUCAUCAAAGACACCUUCUUCAAUCAUCUUCACCCUCUCAAAACAUUGAAACCUUCUUCCCUUCAAUCCCUUCGCCGGCGUUCGUCGGCCAAACUCCUCCUCCUCCUCCUCCUCGACCACCUUUCUCCCGAUUACCACCACCUACUUCAAACUCAAGCGACGGCGGCAAAGUAACCAAGGCUGUCGUCGCCACCGCUGCCUCCACCUUUGCCCUCUCCUUCCUUGUCUUCUUCAUCUUCCACCGGCUCUCUCUAAAGAAACAUCGACGACAGGCAAAGGUUUUUGACUCCCAGAGAAGCAGUUUAAAUCAGCCUGCAGGGGGUAAAGGCAUGAUUGUGGACGAGAACGGACUCGACGUCCUCUACUGGCGCAACCUCGUGGGCGGCGAUGAUACUCCCAAGCGCUGCAAGCGCUGCAGCUGCAUCCUCAACCAGCAGAAAUCAUUCGAUCCUUCUCAGCUGAGUCUAGUUUCCGAUGAGCAAUAUGAUCGCAAAGCUCAGGAACUCCCUCUUCUUCCUUCAAACUCUAUAAGCUCGUCUGAACAUACAUCAAAACCUUCUUCAUCCAGAUUAGCACCAUGCGCGCCAGCCCUGCAUCACCAGCAGCCGCCACCGUCCACACCCCGCCGCCAAAAUCACCACCUCCUCCACCCCACCGAAUGCCAAGAGAAAAACACUGGGGCCUCCACGUAUGCACCGAUGCACCACGGCCGCCGCCAGCAAGAACUCGGCCGCCACAGUGCGGCAGUCGCGUGCCUCGUGGAGGCCGCGGGUGCAUCUAGGCGCGGCUCGUUCAUGCCCCCGCCGCCGUCGCAGGCAGAGGGCGGAAGAAGCCGGGCAAAGCUGAAACCGUUGCACUGGGAUAAGGUUACGCCUCACAAUCCAGAGCAUUCAAUGGUGUGGGAUAAAAUCAGUGAUGGUUCAUUCAGGAUUGACGAUGAACUCAUGGACACACUCUUUGGCUAUGGAUCUACAAACCAAAACAACCCGAACUCAAACAAGACUCCCUCAAACCCCUUCACUUCACCAUCGACCUCAUCUAACACCCCAACCCAAAUCUGUCUCCUCGACCCUCGUAAAUCCCAGAACAUCGCCAUUGUCAUCCGAUCGCUAGGAAUCAGUCGUCAAGAGAUCCUUGAUGCCCUCUUUAAUGGCCGAGACCUCAGCCACGACGCCUUAGAAAAGCUCUCUAGAAUUGCCCUGACCAAAGAAGAAGAGACCAUGAUCCGGGAGUUCUCUGGCAACCCUACCAGGCUCGCAGACGCUGAGUCUUUCCUCUACCACCUAACUAAAGCAGUUCCCUCCCCUUUCGCUCGCAUUGAUGCAAUGUUGUUCAAAUUUAACUACGAUAUGGAGAUUCUACAUAUCAAAAAGUCCAUUCAGGCUCUCGAGCUAGCCUGCAGGGAGCUCAAGUCUCAUGGUCUAUUCUUGAAACUAUUAGAAGCCAUUUUAAAAGCAGGAAACAGAAUGAAUGCGGGCACGGCUAGAGGAAAUGCCAAGGCAUUCAACCUGGCUGCGCUCUGUAAACUUUCGGAUGUGAAGAGCACGGAUGGAAAAACGACGCUCCUCCAUUUUGUGGUGGAGGAAGUCGUUCGAUCAGAAGGCAAGCGCUUGGUUAUCAACCGUAAUCAUAGCCUCAGACGUAGCGGGAGCAGUAGCAGCAACAACAGCGGUAAUCUUGCCAAUUCUGCUGGACAGUUGAAGACAACGAGGGAAGAGAAGGAGAGAGAGUACAUAAAGCUAGGACUUCCGGUAGUCGGAGGUCUGAGCGAAGAGUUAGCUAACGUAAAGAAAGCUGCAGCAGUAGACUAUGAAGGCCUAGCGUCCUCUUGUUCCUCAAUCGGAACAAGAAUAAGUGAAAUCCGACAGUUUUUCAGUAAAGGCAAUGGUGGGGACGCGUUCUUGAGGGAGAUGAAAGGGUUCUUAGAGGCAUCAGAGGAGGAGCUCAGGGUUGUGGUAGAGGAACAGGUACGAGCAAUGGAGCUCGUGAAGAGGACAACAGAGUAUUAUCAGCCAGGGGGUUCAAGGGAUAGGAACGCACAACCCCUUCAGCUGUUUGUGAUUGUUAGAGAUUUCAUCGUGAUGUUCGAUAGGGUUUGUGUAGAUAUCACGAGGAACAUGCAGAAGAGGCCAUUGGCAGGCAGGAGCUCGCCACAGAAGAAAGCAGAGACCGAGAAGAGGGCGGCAGCGAUGUUCCCAAAUUUACCUCCUCGCUUCAUGUCGGAAAACUCUAGGUCCUCCUCCGACAGUGAUUCAGAAGACGGGUUUUGAACACCGGGGGCGGGGUAAAGCUACAGUUUUUUUUCGUUUAGCAGAUAAAAAGAUGUUAAGCCAAGGCAAGAAGCCAAAUUCUUCAAAAGAGGAUAACACGUUUGGAUACGUGAUAUAAAUACAAAGAUUUGUAAAAAAAAAAUAUUUUUUUUAAUUCAACCGGGUUUCUGUUCAUUUGCAAAUUGGUUUGGGUUUUUGGUUUUGUGUUGGCACUUGGCAAUCGUCGCUUGCACGGCAACUGUUGUUUGUAUACUUCCGAUUGUUUGGUAGUUUAUGGCGUUUAUAGUUUGCGAACACAUGUUUGAAGAUUACGGUUGCAGGAAGUGGUCAAAUUUGACAGGUCAGGGGACUACAUGUUUUUGUUGGAGGACUUUGUUGAGCGUCAUCGAUGGCACCUUCGCAAGGGGAAGACCGAAGACCUCAGUAGUCAGCUUCUCUAAGCUGCUUUAAAAAAAUAGUGGAAAAUGUUUCCAGGGGCGGCUGAAAUGAAACAGACUAUAAAUUGGUUUCUCACUGCAUAAUGAUCAAAACGCUUAAAUUCAAAAAAAAAGGUUAAAAACUACUAGG